AGUCCCUAUUGGCCCGGGUGCGCCCGCUCCGCGGGCCCCCAUCGGCGACGACGGCGCUCGCUCCGCCGCCAUGGGUUCCACGCUCGUGACACCCGGCGCGCGUGAGGCUGGCCGCGCGGACCUCCCAGGGUUCCCUCCGUGGGCCCCCUCGCCGGCGGCCGCGCCGGCGGACUCCUGGUGGCACCACCGCCUCUGCUCCGCGCCCGAGCCCGCUCCGGAAGAGCUCGUGGGCGGCGGGGUCGAGCCCCGAGUCCCACAGCCCGGACCCGCCCUGUCAGAGCCAGCGUCGCCACCGCCGAAGGUGACGCCGUCGACGCCAGCGGGGUCGAGGCUGACGCCGCCGCAGCGGGCACAGAGCAGGAGGAGCCCUUCGGUCAUGGUCAAGCGGUCCACAACGCAGACGACCGUGUCACGGAUGCGGUCGUCGACCCACGAACCUUCGACUAGUUCGUCGAGAUCUUCGCCCAACGCAUCUUGCAGCUCAAGGCUGGCACGCAUGGCACGCCGCGUGGAGGCAGCAGCCGUGGAGAAGUUCCUCCAGGAGCACCGCUUCUCGGGCAUCGACCACUGCCGCCGCGCGGGCCGCUGGCCUCUGUCGCGCCGGUGCUGCCCGCUGUCCCUGGCGGCCCAGCGGGGCGACGUGUCGACGGUGAUCCUGCUGCUCAAGCAGGGGGCGGACCCUCUGCUUCCGCUGACGCUCCUGCGCCGGCAGCAGGCGACCGGCGCCUGGCAGCAGGACGCCCGCCGGCUCCUCGAGAGGGCCGCGGGGGAGACGGGCCGGGGGCUGGCCGCGGAGUCAGGGGCCCUGUGGAGCAUCUUCCACGUCGUGGACCCAUGGGCCGAGAGCGGGAGGAGCCGAUGCUCCGCGAGCUGGAGCGCAGCGAUCCCCUGCUGCGCCGGCCUGGGGCGCGGGCGGCCUGAUCGGAGGCGCGCAGGCGGUGGGAGGAACACGGGGCUCGGGCCGGGUGGAAGGGGGGGAUUGGGAAAGGACGGGCUACGAAAUCUGCGGCACGCAGCCGGUUUCGGCCUCACCGAGGGGCCCUUUUCCUCGACACAUGGCCGCCUCCGGCGCCGGGAGGCGCCGGGAAAGUCAGCUAUACGCGAGCUGCUUCCCAGACCCCCCCCCUGCGCGAUCCCCCCCCUUGUCGCCCGGUCCGAGAGGUGCCAUGUGAAGUCGGGCCCGUCGCUCCAGAAGGGGGACAUUCAAGAAGUCGUGGAGCAUACAUAUACGAUUUACGAGGAACAUUCAAGAAUUCUGGGCUGUCUUUUCUAUUCUUCAAAGCAAAGUGCGACGUUCGCUCCAAAGCUCCGCUUGGAGGAGGACGUUCCCGACCUGCAGGUACCGAUGCCGGUGCCGCUAUGCUCGGAGAGGUCUGGGGGGUCCCCAGACCUCUCUGGAGGCGCGGUCCGGCGCCAGAGUCUCGGGGCGAAGCCGGCGGCAGCCGCGAGGGCCCCCCCCAGGAGGCCCAGGAGGGCGGGCACGGCGGAGGGGCGGCGGCAUCGGUGUGCUUUUUCCUCCCGCGAGACGGGGCGGCGUGGCAGAGCCGAGUGCGGCCCGGUCCGCGCGGGGGCUUUCCAGGGCCGUCCUCCGUAUGCGCAGCGGCGCCGGAGAGGCCCGCAUGAGGCCGGCGGGGCGGGGGUAUGUUUUGAUGUGCGGCGUGCUGUGCAGGUUCUCCGAGGCAGCAUGGUGGUGCUCUGGGCAGGCCAGAUGUUCGGAGAAGGAAGAGGAAGCUCGGAGAAAGAAAAGAGGAAUAUCGUUCUCCGCGACAGCGCGUGAGAGAAGGAAGAGGUGCCCAUACCGCCACCCUUGCCUCGUCGUGUUCGCCUUUCCGGGCCUUCCGGAAGUCCCUCGUCGCCACCGCUGGAUUCGCCUCGGACCCACCCUGGGAGAGGUCUGGGAGUAGCGGUAUGGAUACCGUUUGGCUUCUCACGACUACUCGGACUCAAUUCGGGAGGCCUCCAGAAAUGGACUCAGGACAGGGUUUACCACCCGU
Molecule: messenger RNA, 1994 nt
Organism: Prorocentrum cordatum
Lineage: Eukaryota; Dinophyceae; Prorocentrales; Prorocentraceae
Source: the annotation of a GenBank genome assembly